AAAAAAACGGAAACAGAAACGUCAACAAAAUGGCUGCUGUUUACUUCGUCUCUCAUUUUUAAAAUGAAUGUUUCAGCAAAGUCUGCACAUGUUUACGUAUUUAUGUUCAAAAUCAAAAUUGUCUGACUGUUUGAGAAAAUAGAUCUGGAACCAUUACAAUGAGCUGGUGGAAUUCAUCAAACUUUUCUGACCUUGCAUCUAAGGCCUUGAAAAAUGCUCAGAAGAAAAUCGACAAGGCUCUUGAUAUAUCUGAAGCUAACCAGGCAGCACGCUCAGCAGAUGUUUCAACUGAGGAAGCAAAGCCUAAAGAAAACUCUGGGGGAGAAUUCUGGAGUAGUUGGGGCUCACCAGCUGAGGGAUCCUCUGGUGCAAGUGCCUGGUCCCUCCCCUGGGUUACAGGAACUCAUGAAUCACAGGCUGAAAGUGGGGAGACACUGGUGAAAGAGAAAACUGCAGAAGAAAUAAAGACUGAAGUGCUUAAAGCGGCCAAAGAAAGAACAAAGGCCAAAGCUAAACUGUUUCCUAAAAAAGAUAUAAAAAGUGUUGAAAAAGAUCCGAGUAAUUCAGCAGAAAUAAAGCCAGUUACUGAUGCUGUUAAAGACAGUGGUGAACAUGUUUCUUUAGAACUACUUAGUGAUGUAAGUGAUUCAAAAGAUGUGAACCCAAUUGUAAAUGAAACACUUUUGUCAGAUAAUGAUGCAUCGCAAUCAGAAUAUGAAAUGAAAACAUCUUUCAGAGCACCUACAACACAUGAAUCUGUAUUUUUAGUAGGUAGUGGUUUCCAAGAAAUAAGUGAGUCUGAGGCAAACGACAGUGAUACAGCGCAUGAUAUAUCAACAGAAGUUGCACAAGGACAUGAUAUUUCAGAGACAGGAGGGAAACUUGUUGAAUUGCAGGCUGAUGAGGAUACUUCAGUUGAACUGUCUGCUAUUUCUAAUGUGGAAGUGAAUGAGGAAGAAACACUUACUUUAGUCCCAGAUACUUCAGUCCCAAAUGAAGAUCAGGCCACAGAUGUUGUUGCAAAUAUAGGACAAGUACAAUCACUGUCUGAACUCUCUGAGACAGAUUCUGACAAAGAACCUUACGGAACUGACAUAUCAAGCUCUGUUGAGAUUGUGAGUAGAACAGAUAUUCCCAGUGAAAAUAUAGUAGUAGAAGAAUCAUCAGCCAGUGAGCCAGAGUUAAUUGAGUGUGAUAAAUCUGGAGAAGAAUCUGAAGAUACUGCAUGCAUAAAUCCUGCCAGAAUUGGUUAUGAAGAUGAACUUCAAGUUGAAGAAGAUGUAAAAAUAGUAGCAGAUAACUCUAAUGUUUAUGAUGAAAGUGCUCAUGUAAAUGUGGAAACAGAAAUUAAAAACAAAGUUUUUGAAGGAAUUUCCAGUGAGAAUUUGAACUCUGUGGAAUUAUCAAAUUCAGAAGAAAUGAAUUCUGACCAGUCAAACUUUGGUUUUCAUUCAGAUUCGGAAGUAAGUAUGAGUAAGCUUGACACAAGUGUUGAAACAUGUACUUCUGAAGAGACAUUGAUUGAACAGAGUUCUGCUCCUGGUGACAGUGAUGAUAAAUCAAGUGAAAUAAGUAGUCGAACUAUCAAUUUUGAUCAUGGAAAAACAGAGUCAGAACAUGGUGCUGAACAUAGCAAACAAUUAUUGCUUAAUCAGCUACAUGUAGAUAUAAGAGAUGCUGGUUUUGAUGAUGAACUUGCAGAUACUGUUGCUACAAGUGAUAAUCAGACUGAAAUGCAAGAUGUUGAAGAAUCUGCGGAAGACCAUGACUUCAGAGAUGUUAUGGCAAAAGACAGUGAAAAUGGUAAAAAUAAAGGUGACAUCUCUCCUGCCCACUCGUUUGUAAAAUGUAUGUUGGAAGAUGUGAUGGAUGAAGGUAAACAAGAUGACAACAGUGACAGCCAUUCAACAGAGAAAUCUGAGGGGUCCAGGAGCAUUUACAGCAACCAGGAGUCAGGGGAUGAGGUUGACACUAACACAUCUUCAGAUAUAGAAAUCAUAUCUCUGCCAACACCUAAUGGUGAAAACAGACAGAACUUGCCCUUAGACCCUAUCCCUCUGCGUAUGGCUCUACAGAAGACCUCAUGGAGGGGCAGCCCAACACACAGACGGACAGACAGCUCCGACUCCAGCAAUGCAAGCAAGGAUAGCAAUGAGUUGAGUCCCAGUCGAGAUCUGACAGAGUUCCGAGACUACCACAGGUCCCACAGUGAUCAUGGGGAAGGUGUGCGGUUGAGUUCAGAGUUACCUGCCCUUGAUGAGGAGGAUGACAACCCAUAUCACCCACAGAGGCUUGUCAAGGAUGAGUGUCAUGUGGCGGGACAAUCACUUGAACGCCCUUCUCAGAUGUCACAUGACCUCAUGUCACAUGACUCUGGUCACAUGACCUCACAACCAGACUGGGAAAAGAAGCUGGCUGAGAUGUCUGAGAUCUUGCAGGCCCGUGAGACCAAGUUGGUGCAGUUGAGCAAGGAGAAUAUGGACCUGAUGGAGACCAACAGUAUAAUAUCCAGCCAGUUGAAGCAGUCUGAGGAGGCGAGAGAGGCGGAGAUGACGGACGUGAACGAGCUUACUGCCGAGUUCACACACAGGCUAACAGAGGCGGAGAAGCGUGUCUCGACAGCAAUCAGGGAGAAAGACACAAUAAAGCAACAACUGCAAGAGACACAAGCUCAACUGGCGAAAAAAGCUGGAGACGUGGGGAUGAAAGAACUGCUUGCUGAGAAGGAGGAACAGAUAGCCGGCCUCUUGCAGGAAGGUGAGAAGCUGUCCAAGUCCCAGCUGCAGAGCAACACGGUGAUCAAGAAACUGAGGGCGAAGGAGAAGGACAACGAAAGUACCAUCAACACACAGAAGAAGAAGUUGGAUGUCCAGAAGGAGGAGUUAGAUCAUUUGAAGAAGGUGAUAGAGUCGAAAGAGGAGCUGGAGAAAAAACAGACAGAGGCCGUAGCCCAGCUGACAGCUGCUGUGAAGAAACAGGAACAAGAGAUGGUCAGAUUGAAGAGCGAGCAUGAGGAUGCUAUAGAGAAGGCCCGAGGACUGCAGGUUGCCGUCGACAACUCAUACAAGGAGAUGGCAGAGCUACACCGGACCAGUGCGGCCCUAGACAGUAAGGCCCAUGAUGCGGCCCUCAGUGCCGAGAUGCAUGUGCGGGAGGAAUUGAAGUUUGCUCUGGAGAAACAGCAGCAACAACACAAGUGGGAAAUAGACACACUCAACCUGCAGAUAGACGAUCACCGUUUAAGCCUAGCUCGGAUGGAGAAGGAAAGCAAUCGACGGGAAGAGCUGCUCAAACAGGAGAUAGGUGAUCUGCAACAGCGACUUCAAGAUGAUGAAGCCAGGACACAGGAACUUACUCAAGGUGUCUCCCAGGCGACCCGUCCCCUGCUGCGUCAGAUAGAGAACUUACAGUCAACAUACAAUGCCCAGUCUGCCACCUAUGAGAGGGUGGAGAAAAACCUGACUGACAGGCUGUCUGACACCCAGACGCAGCUAGCAGUUGCGAUGGAGAAGGAGCGGACAGCCAAUGAGCAGCUUCUCGACAUCGGGUCGAAGAUCGCGACCUUGGAGGCCCAGAACUCAAGGUUAAGGCAGGAGAAAACACAGCUCACCAUGCAGCUAGAGAUGUUGAAGACCAAGGUUGAUAUGGCCGAGGAUACCAAACACCAGGAGGCUGCUCAGAUGGAACUGUUACGUCAGCAGACCGGAGAGGAGCUGCAAGAAUUACGCAAGUCCAAGGUUCUACUGGAGUCUCAACUAGACGUGGAGAAAGGCCGGGUUGAACAGGAGAAGAGGAAGAUGUCACUGCUACAGGACCAGGUCAAGGACAUGGAGCGUGAGUUGCAGAUAAUCCGUACCCGGGGCACCCCUGUGCGUGGUACGCCAUCACCUGUCUCCGUAUCCAGACAGGAGAGCAUGAUGGGCAGUCUCCAUGGAGAACACUUCUCAGCCAUCACACAGGAGGAGCUGGACCGGAGUUUUGUGCUGUCCUCUCCUAACGGGAACAAGCAGUCGCUGUACGAGGCACUGAGACAGAGCGGGGCAGCUAACCUCCUAGAAAACCUCCAGUCUCAGCUUAAACUACGUGAUGGAGAGAUAGCCCAUCUACAGAGUGAGAUCCGAAGCCUAGAGCGUACCAGAGAAUCAAUGGCCAAGGAGCUGGUCGACCUGAGCAACCAGAACGACGAACUUGAGGAAAAGCUUAAGGACUUCCCGCUCCUAGAAACACAGUAUAAGGAGCUGGAUGGUCGUUACAAUGCCCUUCUGCAGAUGUAUGGAGAGAAGGUUGAGGAGGCUGAUGAGCUCAAGAUGGACCUGCAAGACGUCAAGGACAUGUACAAGGCUCAGAUCAAUCACUUGUUGAGCCAGUCGUGACAGGGACGCUCCAAUGGGUUCACUCAGUGUGGGCCAUCUACCUUCUGUCCGACUGAUUGUGUAUCGUGUGACCUUCAGGAAGCCAAAUGACAUGUGAAUCAUUAUUCUGUCAUGUGAAUUAUAUAAUGUCGGCAUGUGUAAUACAUCCUGUUGUGAUACCUGAUGACCAUGUCUUGUCAUGUGACCUACAUUCUGCCCCUGUGGGGCCACUCACUCACCAUGCUGGCGUGGUCUAUCCUGUAUCCCAGUUAUACUUAAGUUAGGAAAUACCGUAAUAGCUACAAGUGUUUUAAAACAAAUCAAUACAUAUUGAUGUGUACAAUUGAUUAUGGUUUCUUGGGUAUACAGUUGUAAUCAUAAGCCUUGCUUUGCCUUUGAUCUAGGAUGAAACCAAAUUCCAAACCAAGAAUAGACUACGUGUAAAACUUAUCAAAGUAUGUAUGUAUAUAUGCAGGGUUGAUUACUUAUUUUGGGGAACAAGACAAAUAUAUGAGCUACGAUGCAUGUCUUUGACGCUGCACAUAAAGUCCUGUGGUACCGUGAACAUUCCAACAAGGAUCAGUCAUUCUUCAUUUCACAGUUCUGUCAGUUGUUGUAUAUGUUGUUAAUGCUCUCAAUGCACCAGUAUUAAAUACUGUGGUCAUAUCAUGUAAACAUGGAAUAGUGGUUUCUUUAUGUGCAAUCUGUGAUAAUCUUUGUUCUUCAAAAUCCAGCUUGGUUGUCUGAAAUGUAAGUGUAUUUUGCUGUUAUUUUAAUGGAAUACUCCUUGCCCUAUACUACAUUAUUUAUGUUUGUUUAUGCAACAGUUAUUGCUUCAUUAAUUUAUUUAUGUGAAAGAAUAGCAUGGUUACUGUAUGUUAGUGGUUUCAUUACUUUUUGUCGGUGUACAUUUAUCAUCAGCAUAUAAUGUGGGAUGCCAAUGAAAUAAACAUAGGAAAAUCAU
Molecule: messenger RNA, 5316 nt
Organism: Mya arenaria
Lineage: Eukaryota; Metazoa; Mollusca; Bivalvia; Myida; Myidae
Product: TATA element modulatory factor-like
Exons: 24
Coding region: 159-4373 (1404 amino acids)
Cellular component (GO): endoplasmic reticulum; Golgi apparatus
Source: RefSeq, a predicted model, not a curated record